Molecule: messenger RNA, 2372 nt
Organism: Homalodisca vitripennis (glassy-winged sharpshooter)
Lineage: Eukaryota; Metazoa; Arthropoda; Insecta; Hemiptera; Cicadellidae
Product: mucosa-associated lymphoid tissue lymphoma translocation protein 1-like
Exons: 16
Coding region: 156-2129 (657 amino acids)
Biological process (GO): proteolysis
Molecular function (GO): cysteine-type endopeptidase activity
Source: RefSeq, a predicted model, not a curated record
UAGCUAAGCACAAGCAGAAGCAGACUGCCAGCCAGAGUUGUGUAGUGUCACUUGGCUCUAUGUUCAGUUGUAUUGGUCCUUCAUGAAGACGUUAUAUCAAAGUUGAAGGAAAUGAUUAAAUCAUAUUUUGUUGUAUAGCUUGGCUUUAUGAAUAAAUGAUGAUGGAGGAACGUCUAUUGGAAGAUGUUUUAUCCGUCCACCUCCGUAGAGAAUUAGUUAACAGUCUGAAUACAAAUGACAAGUGGAAUCGUAUCAUUGAUGGACUGAGAACAUACAGAAUUCCAGUGUUUUUAAACGUAGACAGAAUGAAUGAUAUGAUGGCCAGAGGAAUGAAUCCUGCAAACUGGGUGCUGGAGGAGUUGUUUGAUCGAAUGUGUUCCUUUGAUGAGUUCUGUGUCAUGUUGAGAGAAUUUGAUUUGUUGGAAGAGUUGACUUUGUUAACACCUGCUGAACCCAUGGUGAUAGAAGUUCAGCCAGGAAAUGGGGAAGAUGUUCGAAUUGAGAAUGGUGAGGUGUUACAACUCACGUGCAUUGCCUCAGGCCUGCCACGUCCUACUUAUCAGUGGUACCGAGAUAACAGGCUAAUCCCUGGACAGACAAGUUCACUCCUCUCGAUACCUUCAUUCACUGAGGAGCUAAGAGGUGUCUACUAUUGUGUGGUGAAACAGGAAAUACGAGGCCAUAUUGCUACGCGUAAUUCGAUUGAGGUGACAGUGGAUAGGCUGUCUAAGCGGCCAAUUCUACUGAGUAACCUACCUCGAAUACGCUCGGUACUGCGCGGCCAGACACUGCUUCUCACCGUGCAGGCCGAGGGUUAUCCCGAGCCAAGGUAUGAGUGGUACCGUAGUCCUCCACGGAGUGAAGACGCUGUAAAUGAUUGCUUUAUGCCAAACAUUGUACUCGACAAUGAAACUUCCAAUGCACUUGAGGUGAAAAACAUAGGAUCACAAGAUGAAGGCGUGUAUCGAUGCAGAGUGUACAAUGAAGCUGGAGAAACAUUCAGCAUUAAAUGCAAUUUGUCUAUAUUUGAUCGCCCUCCUGACUAUAUAGCCAGUGCCAAGAUAGCUUUGUUGAUUGGUAAUGAGGACUACAGAGACAGAGAGCUACAAGGUCUGCAUGCUCCCAGUAAUGAUGUGGCAACCUUGGCAGAGAUCUUGGAGGAUUUAGGCUUUCAUGUCAUAGCCUUGCAAAACUUGACAUACUCGGAGAUGUCCAAUGCUUUCAAAUGGUUUUGCAGAAUUCUACCGGAGAAUGCAUAUGCAUUUUUCUAUUUUGCCGGCCAUGGAUUCUCUAAGUUAGCAUCUAAGUUUAUGAUGCCUGUUGACUGUCCCAAAGAUGAAAUUCGACUUAACGAUUGUUUAUGUGAUGAGCAACUGACUCAGAUAUUAUCACAAGGAAAUCCACUCCAGCUUCUGGUAAUGCUUUUUGACUGUUGUCUCAUUGAGUCAAGAGACUUGUCAAUUGGAAGGACAGAGUUUGAGCAUGACCUAGGAAACUGUAACAUUGUUUUGGGAACAGCAACAAGGAACCAUCAGAAUGCUUACGAGAGUAACAAGGAUGCAAACGGAUUGUUCGUCAACCAACUAAAAUCUCAUUUAGCAGAAGAGGUACCUGUUAUCGAAGUACUUCGGGCCAAUCAAAGAGAAUUCCGUGAGAAACAACAGCAGCCUACAAUAUUUUUUAGUGGAGCUGAUAACUGCAGUCUUACAGAUCCUGUUAAAGAUAAUCCACAACUACAAGAGAAACUCCGGUCUGAGCUCAAUUUCCAGAGUUACGAACAAGAGAUAUACUUCAGUAAAACUAAUGAACAUUUUAAAAUUCAUGUAAGCAAGCACAAGAACUGCUUUCUGAAUUCCAUUGAUUUAAGAUUUCCAGACGACUUUGCAUAUAAUUUCACUGUGGAGGUCAAUCCAUCUGACGUUAAGUUGAAAGUGAGGCAGAGGGUAGUGACAGUAUACAAUAUACAGAAAGUAAAGUCAUCAUUGUUUGUGACGGUGAGCAUUAAUGGGCUAAGACGGGCAGAUGAUGGGUUUGUAGCUGGUCCUCAUGAUAUCUACCAGUUCACCGUGGACUGCCCUAUCAUAACCAAGGGACAGCUCUGGCACCAGAACAAUGUGGAAUCUCACUGACUCUACAAAACCUGUAAGGAUUUGAAGCUACAGCUCUUCGCUGGACUGUGAUUAUAGUGCAAUUCCAUACUGAUAGCACUAGGCAGGUUAAUUCAGCACAAUUCAAGAUGACUAUGGGUCCAAUGAAUAUAUCCUGAGGAUUAUGUUAUUGUAAAUAAAAAGAUUUUGUAAUUUUAAAUUGUUUGUUAAGAGUAAAUAUGUAUAUGUAUUACAUUUGAAUCAAAUAUAUUAAUAUUGUAUGUA